UGGAAUAAAGCGGAGUGAAGCGGUACUGCGAUCGGCCGGUCGGCGGCGACAGUGACGGGAGCAGCGUCGUGCAGUGCGGUCGAUCGUGUUUCGUUUCUUCGGCGGGGAAGAACGAUCGGCAGCUUUCGUUCGACGUUUACACCGUCACAGCGAUUCCCAGCUGGAUCGCGCACUCCGUUCCGAGACACGAAAGUUUCUCGCGGAAUUUUUCUAUUUUUGGAAGACUGGUGAAAAGAAAAUGCUUUUCAUCAUUGGCACGCACGCUAAACACUGAACACGCAAGACACUGUCUCGUUCACUAUCGACUUGUUCCUCAGAAUCUCCGAUUUCUGACACCGAAGGAGAGCGAGUCUCAGCACGUAAGUUUCAGCACGCUGAGCCCGGAACAUUGGAGAACUGAAGCGAUUCAGAUCCUGUCGAAUCCUCGUGACACGUCUGCAUCCAACAACGAAGUUCGCUACAAGAAUUUGAACCAACGAUUUUGAAAAAUGGCAGGAAAGAAGAAAGGCAACAAAAAAGUAAAGAAAGAGGAGAAGAAGAUCGUGGAUGAGUAUCAAUUACGUAGAGACCUGAGGGGGGCAAAGAUGACAAAGCCCACGGACCUGAUGCAGGAUACUGCGAUGCCUACGCAAGUCGAGCCACAAUAUUCCGAGAAUAUUAGGAUCGGUGGUAUAGAAGGAGGCGCUACACACUCCAUACUCAUAAUACUCGAUGGAAAAGGUGCGAAGCUAACAGAAGUUAAAGGACCACACACUAAUCAUUGGGUAAUUGGAAAAGACGAGACAGCUGCCAGACUCAGCGCGAUGAUAGAGAGGGGUAAACAAAUGCUAAAUAUACCGGAAAAUAUUCCUUUAGAUUGCGUAGCACUUACUUUAAGCGGUUGCGAGGAGGAAACCAUCAAUCGUGAGAUUGUGGAAACUUUGUUGAAAGAAUAUCCGCAGUCUGCCAAAGAUUACGUGAUUAGUUCAGAUACUCUUGGUAGUCUUAGGACUGGACUGGAAUCCGGUGGGAUCGUGUUGAUCGCUGGAACUGGCAGCAAUGCUUUACUCAUCAAUCCGGACGGAAAGAUUCACACUUGUGGAGGAUGGGGACACAUAAUGGGCGACGAAGGAGGAGCUUACUGGAUCGCCUAUCGUGCCUGUAAAUAUGUAUUCGAUGAUAUUGAUGGAUUCAUCGAAGCACCAGAAUCAAUAAGUUACGUUUGGCCGGCAAUGAGAAGUUAUUUCAAUGUGACUGAUAGACGCAGUAUAUUACAAUACGUGUAUGCAAACUUUGACAAAAGCUUUAUUGCCGGUUUCGCCAAAGAAGUUGCAAUCGGCUGCGAGAGGAGCGAUCCACUGUGCCUGAAAAUCUUGGAGGAAGCUGGACAACUUCUGGCGAAGCAUAUUAUCGCUGUUUCGAAAAAGGCGCAUAAUGAUCUUAAACUGGCUCACGGCGGUUUAAAGGUGAUCUGUGUCGGAUCCGUAUGGAAAUCGUGGAAAUUUAUGAAAAAUGGUUUCAUAAACGAAAUCCACAAUAGGAAUGUUGUGGACGAGUUGAGUUUACUGCACUUGACAACAUCAUCGGCAUUAGGCGCCUGUUAUCUAGCCGCAGAGAAGAUUAAUUGUCCGUUCGUCAAGCCAUAUGAUAGCAACGUCGAGACUUUUUUUCAUUACAAGCGCGAUCACUAUCCGGAAACGCAAAAGACAGAACAUUCGAUAGAAUUACAAAAUCAUACGUCUGUCUACAAUAGUGCUCAGGUUGGAAACGAAGAAAGAACAUGAUAAGAUAUAAAUAAAUAAGAAAAUUUUGAAAAAAAAACGCUAGCGUUUUUUAGUCAGUGCUGAAAUACGUUAUCUGCAAAUAUUAUAAAAGUAACAAAAAUAA
Messenger RNA from Trachymyrmex septentrionalis, 1866 nucleotides. It is a transcript of the gene Nagk, whose product is annotated as N-acetyl-D-glucosamine kinase. The transcript has 7 exons. The record is from RefSeq and is a predicted model, not a curated record. NCBI's taxonomy places the organism in Eukaryota, Metazoa, Arthropoda, Insecta, Hymenoptera, Formicidae. Gene Ontology annotation, molecular function: N-acetylglucosamine kinase activity. Bases 489 to 1763 code for a protein of 424 amino acids.